CUUUCAUCGUCAAGCUCCACAACCCUCACUGUUGACCACCCUGUUGACCACCCUCACAUUUCACUCUUUGAAGCAUUAGCCAUGCGGUUUUCAGCAUUGAGCACAUUGGUGCUCGCCGCCAGAAGCGCCUAUGGCUAUGUUGACUCCCAGCCCUUCUUCAUGUUCUCCACCUCCGAACUCCUCACAUCAUCCUCAGCACUCCAGUCCGCGUCGUCAGUCACAUCCGACAUUGGUCUCUCCCUCUCCAGGUGCCCUUCAGACUAUUACAUCCUGAUCGAGCAACAUGGCGUCAGUGGUCGAGAUUACCAGUCCACCAAGAACAUUCCAUUCUUAGCCCAAAGGCUGGCCCAUAACCCCAAUGGAGGUGUCAGGAGCAGCAUCACCAUCCCAGAUGUCAUAGGCAAAAUCCAUGUCGAAACAUGGAUCGAGCUCCUCCAGUCAACCUGCGGGGUCAAGACAAUCCAGAUUGAUGCAUCCAAAGGAGAGAUUCCCACAAACAUCGGACCUGACCCAACCCUCAUCAGAGUCAAGCUCAGUGGUGGAUCUUCAAAGAAGAGCAGCGAUAGUCUAGUCAAAAACGAUGCAUUCUUUGCUUCUAUCUUUGACGUGCUUCCCACCGAAAGCUACACAGUUCUUUACACCACAACCCCAUCAUGCAAGAAGUCGACCCAGGCAGCGUCACAUCUGGAGAGCACCUCGUACGAAAUGGACUCGACCUUACAGGAGGCAAUCCACUUGGACUUGAAGCGGGACCUAGGCGACCUGGUCUCCGACGCUAGCAAAGCCGAGAACCAGACCCUGAUUGAUGGACCGUUGUUUGACAGAUAUCAAUUCUUCACUCCAGGCAUCUUCAUGGGUCUUCUUGCCGGCUUUUUCCUCCUCUCCAUUCUGUACGUGGCCAUCUCGGCCAUCUCCUCCCUCCAAGUUACAUAUGCUGCCUUUGACAAGGAGACUGGUGCUUUGGCGGGAAAGAAAACUCAAUAGAAUGCAUACGCAGAGCAAUUUGUGUAUCUUUAUGACCUGUGUUCAACAGUUCCAUUUUCGAGACGGCUGUUUUUGAUGGCAAGGAGGAGAGGUUUCAUGCUUCGAUAUAUUGCCAUGGUAGAGGUAAUUGGAGUUCAACUAUGCAAGGCUCUAUAUGUUGCUUGCAAUCCCUAUGUCAGACAGAUCGAUAGGCUAGAAGCGGCGUAAUGAAAGAAUGGCAGGACUGAUCUUGUGUCGACAUGGAAUAACGAAAGAACGAAAAGAGAAGAUGGGACAGCUCGGUCCGUGAUAACCUCCUUGUAAAGCCUUGUCGCUUCAAGCGAAUAGUCCAGAAAGCACAUGAGCAUGUCCAACUGGCCCCUUUUGCUUAUAGAGUG
Molecule: messenger RNA, 1361 nt
Organism: Exophiala mesophila
Lineage: Eukaryota; Fungi; Ascomycota; Eurotiomycetes; Chaetothyriales; Herpotrichiellaceae
Exons: 3
Coding region: 82-984 (300 amino acids)
Biological process (GO): (1->6)-beta-D-glucan biosynthetic process; fungal-type cell wall biogenesis
Cellular component (GO): endoplasmic reticulum membrane
Source: RefSeq, a predicted model, not a curated record